Caenorhabditis bovis is the source of this 1062-nucleotide messenger RNA. Lineage: Eukaryota; Metazoa; Nematoda; Chromadorea; Rhabditida; Rhabditidae. The record is from the annotation of a GenBank genome assembly.
AUGCCACCAGUGCCUAGCAGAGCUAAAGUUUAUGCGGAUGUGAACCCAAAUAAACCUCGCGAAUAUUGGGAUUAUGAAGCACAUGUAAUUGAAUGGGGUAUUAUUGAUGAUUAUCAACUCGUUAAAAAAUUGGGACGCGGAAAAUAUUCCGAGGUCUUUGAAGGUGUGAAAAUGAGCACAGAUGAGAAAGUCGUCGUUAAGAUUUUGAAGCCUGUGAAAAAGAAGAAAAUCAAGAGAGAAAUCAAGAUUCUCGAAAAUCUUAAAGGUGGAACGAAUAUAAUUACGCUACUUGAUGUUGUUAAAGAUCCUAUUUCAAGAACACCAGCUUUGAUUUUUGAACAUGUUAACAAUUCGGAUUUCAAACAACUUUAUCAAACAUUGAGUGAUUAUGACAUCCGUUAUUAUCUCUUUGAGCUACUCAAGGCUCUUGAUUUCUGCCAUUCGCAGGGAAUUAUGCAUCGAGAUGUGAAACCACAUAACGUGAUGAUCGACGCAGAGAGACGAGAGCUUCGGUUAAUUGAUUGGGGUCUUGCUGAAUUUUACCAUCCACGACAAGACUACAAUGUUAGGGUCGCAUCACGAUAUUUUAAGGGACCGGAACUUCUUGUCGACUACCAAUGCUACGAUUAUUCAUUGGAUAUGUGGAGUCUUGGAUGUAUGUUGGCCAGCAUGAUCUUUAGAAAGGAGCCUUUCUUCCAUGGACAUGAUAAUUAUGAUCAGUUGGUGAGAAUUGCCAAGGUUUUGGGAACCGAUGAACUGUACGAAUAUGUUGCGAAGUACAAUAUUGAACUUGAUCCGCGUUUCAAUGACAUUCUUGGAAGGCAUUCAAAGAAACGCUGGGAACGAUUCAUCCAUGCUGAAAAUCAGCAUCUGGUUACUCCAGAAGCUCUUGAUUUCCUUGAUCAUUUGUUGCGCUACGACCAUGCUGAGCGGUUGACAGCUCGCGAAGCAAUGGCUCACGUGUAUUUCAAACCGGUUGUUGAUAAUGCUGGUGGCGCAGUGAACGGCAACGGCCCGAUUAGCGUUGAGAUUGCAGACGACAAUAAUGGCUCGUUUGCUUAG